AUGUCCAUCAGGAUUCAAGGAAGCUGCCAAUGCGGCGGCGUCGAGUUUAAUCUCGAAUCCUCCACGCCGGUUCCUUACCAGCUUUGCGCGUGCGGUAUCUGUCGCAAGAUAGGUGGGCACAUGGGGUGCGUGAAUCUCGGUGGAAUCGCGGAUAGUCUGAAGAUUACAAAGGGGAAGGAUCUGAUCAAAAAAUACACUGCCGUCAAAGAUCGCGGCACACCGAACGAGAAGAUAUGCGAAACCGAGCGGAACUUUUGCUCGAAUUGCAGCACCAUGUUGUGGCUUUGGUGUCAUCGGUGGCCUGACUUGAUUCACCCGUUCGCCUCCGCAAUUGAUACCGAGUUGCCCGUUCCAACAGAGAUGUCGUGUAUCUUUGAUGCUUCGAAGCCGAAGUGGGCGACUUGGCCCGAGGGCAACAAAGUGAUCUACGAUCAGUAUCCUUCGGAUAGUUUGGAAAACUGGCAUAAGAAGCGGGGGCUAUUUAUUCAGUAG
Molecule: messenger RNA, 492 nt
Organism: Aspergillus ochraceoroseus IBT 24754
Lineage: Eukaryota; Fungi; Ascomycota; Eurotiomycetes; Eurotiales; Aspergillaceae
Product: GFA family protein
Exons: 3
Coding region: 1-492 (163 amino acids)
Molecular function (GO): carbon-sulfur lyase activity
Source: RefSeq, a predicted model, not a curated record